This is a messenger RNA of Dunckerocampus dactyliophorus (ringed pipefish), 3002 nucleotides long. It is a transcript of the gene chst3a, whose product is annotated as carbohydrate (chondroitin 6) sulfotransferase 3a. The transcript has 4 exons. The record is from RefSeq and is a predicted model, not a curated record. Gene Ontology annotation, molecular function: chondroitin 6-sulfotransferase activity; N-acetylglucosamine 6-O-sulfotransferase activity. NCBI's taxonomy places the organism in Eukaryota, Metazoa, Chordata, Actinopteri, Syngnathiformes, Syngnathidae. Gene Ontology annotation, biological process: N-acetylglucosamine metabolic process; carbohydrate metabolic process. The coding region runs from base 283 to 1593 and encodes 436 amino acids. Gene Ontology annotation, cellular component: Golgi membrane.
CAUGUGGGGGGGGGGGGUUGGUUGAUUCUCGAUUUUGACAACAUUAAAAAAAGAUAUUGUGAUUUUUGUCCCCGUGGAUGUUUGUGGCUUGUCGUGUGGACACAAUGAGGCAGUGUGUCCUCGCCGGAGACAAUGCAGCAAGAUGCUCCUUGGACGACGUUUCUCCCGCCAUCACGCCGCUGGCCGCCACUACGUGAUGCAGACAGAGCAACGUAAAGCCUCCAUAAGAGAAGCCCCACACGGAUCCUCUAGAAUUUGAGUUGCCACGCCAGGACCCGAAAAAUGAAGAUCAAAUAUGCCAUCGUCUUCAUCUUCAUCGUGGCUCUGGUCAUCAUCGAAAAGGAAAGCAACAUCAUAUCAAGCUGGUUUCUCACCAGGGUUUCUGUUAUGAUGCAGAGGCAAACACCCCCGCAGACGCUGCAAUCUCCACUGGAUUAUGGCAACAAAACACAAAAUAGUCCUGGCGCCUUCUCCGAGGUCAACGCUACAACAGAGGCUAACUCCAAUCAAACAGAGGACCAGCAUGACCAAGAACUCAGAAACCUGGAUGGCGGUCGUAAGCACGUCUUACUCAUGGCCACCACGAGAUCGGGUUCUUCGUUUGUGGGUGAAUUCUUCAACCAGCACGGACAGAACAUGUUCUACCUCUUUGAGCCGUUGUGGCACGUAGAACGCAUGCUGACCACGACGGCAGACGCUAACUACGGGAGCCAGUUGCCGGGAAUCUACCGUGAUGUACUCCGGGGCCUCUUCCUGUGUGAUUACACUCCCCUGGAGAAGUGCAUCUCGCCGCCUCCCCAGAACCAUGUGACCCCUUCGCUGUUCCGUCGAGAGUCCAGUUCAUCGCUGUGCGAGGAAAAUGUCUGCUCUCCCGUCGCCAAGGACGUUUUUGAGAGGUAUGCCUGCAAAAAUCGGCGCUGCGGUCCGCUCAACUUGACCCUCGCUUCACAGUCCUGCCUUACCAAACAACACCACGCCAUCAAGACCGUCCGUGUCCACCAGUGGGAAACCCUGCGGCCUUUGGUGGAGGACCCCCGCCUGAACAUGAAAAUAAUUCAGCUAGUCCGCGAUCCACGUGCCGUAUUGGCGUCACGCAUGGUGGCUUUCUCCUCAACUCACCAAACAUGGAAGGCGCUGGUGCAGACCGGCCAGGUGCCUGAGAACAACGUUGAAGUGAAGAGCCUCCAGGGCAACUGUGACAACAUCAGAUGGGCCGCCGAGUUGGGGCUGAGCCAACCUCACUGGUUGAGGAGACGCUACAUGUUGGUACGGUACGAGGACAUCGCUCGUUACCCCAUGCAGAAAGCCGAGGAGAUGUACAGGUUCACUGGGAUCCCCUUUAGUCCCCAAACCCGGGAGUGGAUUCUGAGGAACACCCAGGCCAGGGAGGGAGACAGCGGGAUCUACUCCACCCAGAAGAACUCAUCGGAGCAGGCAGAGAAAUGGAGAUUCAGCAUUCCUUUCACACUGGCUCAGAUGGUGCAGCAACUUUGUGGACCCACCAUGAAGCUGUUUGGCUACAAGUUUGUAGACGAUGCAAAGACACUCCGCAAUAAGUCCAUCAGUUUGGUGGAGGACCAGAUGUUUCUCUAAAAUGGGAUGGUGUGUGUGACUGUAUGAAUUUGAGCCAUGACAAGCAUUUCUUGCACAGACCAAAAUGUAUUUGCCACAUUUUGCCUACAAGGUGCCUCCUGGGAAGAUGGAAUGCUUCAAUCACGUAUUUAUUUGUGUACUACGGCCUCCGAGAAGCCUGAUUUACUCCUCAGCUUCAUGCUUUUGAACGAAAAAUGUCUGAAGAGAUUUUACUGACAGCUUAUUAUAUUUCGGUUUUGCGGAUGACUCCUGUUAUUGUGUGCGUUUGUUUGUCGUGUGUGUUUGUGUGUACUGCACGUCAGUAUUUAUGGGAAGGCUGGGAUCGCCCCAGAAAACAAACGUGCUCGAACUCAUGUAGCGAUGUCACAGAAGUAUUCCACCAAAUGCCAUUCAGUGGAACGCUGGUGUGAUCCUGCACACACAGGAAGUACAGUAGGACGUAUCAUCUUCAUGAAGAUAUAGAACAGAGGGAUUUGAAUGUCGGAAGUAAGUCGGAAUCCAAAGUUAUUUUGAGAGUUUCUAGAGCCUUGUUGGCUUCACGGUGCUCAAACAAUCGCUUUUGAAGUUCUGUGAAAAAACACUUUCUUCAUGAACAUGAAAACCUCUGAUCCGCCCCAACUGCAUGAGCAGAUGGGACAGCUUUGUAAAAUAAACAAAGGCUUUGCUACACAUCUUAAAAGAGACAUGCAGCUUUGAAACCAAAACAUGUCCAAGAAAGAUAUAACAUAUAAUGAAGUAUUUUUCCCCAAUUACAAAUGAAACUGAUUAAAAAUGUCCAUUCAGCCCAAAUAAAACCGCUGGCGUUCGUGGCUGUCGGUCGCCACUGUUGGUGUUCACGUACACGCAGUUAGCACCCGGGGGCCCAAAGUUUGUUUUGUUUUCUUUCUUGUUGGGGCUGUCUGUCAGUCUGGUGCAGUUGCACGGGGGUGUUUGUGGAGUGUAGUGUAGCCAGCAUGAUCUUAUACGCGUUGGAGAACGCCAUGUCUGUUCCAGGAACGUGAGGCUCUGAGGGGAGUUGGACCAGCAGUAAUACCAGUUUGGGAUCAGACGUCAACACCUGCCACAGACACAUAGAGGAUGGCUCCUGAAAGGGGGUCCCACCAGACCUACAAUAGGAUUUUAGUGAGGGCCCUGGGCCUCCUUUUGACUUUCCAGAUGUGGACAAUGUUUGAAAGAUGCUAGAUUGGUUGGCGCCGUGAUUCCAUAGAUGUGACAGUCAUUAGCUUGACCAGGUAAGGAAAGAGCCCAACCUGGUUGACGUAAUGAUUUGCAAACCCUGUGUGACUGCUGGCCCAUCUCCCGCGGGAGGUGCUUGCGAUCUCACCUGGCCUUGUCACAUGGAGGCCCACCUGUUAUGAUGCUUGCUGCUUGGAAUAAAGUUCUCCUUUUUCAACUGCUUUGACUCAUCG